Molecule: messenger RNA, 2769 nt
Organism: Gallus gallus (chicken)
Lineage: Eukaryota; Metazoa; Chordata; Aves; Galliformes; Phasianidae
Gene: PBXIP1
Product: PBX homeobox interacting protein 1
Exons: 12
Coding region: 703-2595 (630 amino acids)
Source: RefSeq, a predicted model, not a curated record
GUCCCGAGGGCGGUGACCGGGACCGGGAGAAAGUUACGGAGCGGGACCGGGUCCGGCUGCGCCUCGGAGCGGCUCCAGGUACCGCCCGCCCCAGCAUCGUCCCGUUCCGCCCCGUCCCGAGCUUCCCCGCUCCCGGUUCGUCGCUCCCAUCCCGGCCGCUUCUCGCUGAGCUCUGCCCCGAGCGCUCCGUCCCUCCCCGACCCCGGGAUCGGCACCGGAGCGCUCCCCGGGGCACCGCCGACGAUGGCCGCGAGAUUUCACCGGGAACCGCUCCGGGAUGCGCGUCCGUCCGACCGGACCCCCACCAGACCCCCCCCCGCCCCCUAUACACACACAGACCCCCCCCCCUCGGCCGUUUUGGGGAGCCGCGGGGCGCGGUGCCGGAGGGAAGAGGGGCUCCGUGCCCCCCUCACCCCCCGGAGCGCUGCUCUGAGUGUCGGUGCCGCCGCUUCCUUCCUGCGGGGCCCCGCGCACCUGCCGGGCGGCAUCACCAAGGCUAAAAAUACCGCGGUGGUAACCGGGGCGGGGGGGGGGGGGGGACGAGGGGUUGGGCCGGACGGGGGGAUAACGGGGCUGGGGGAGCGCUUCCCGUAGCGCGCUUCCGACCGCAUCCAGUCCCGGUCCCCCCCUCGCCCCACUGGGACUUCUCUCCCCCCGGCAAAUCAGCACGGAGAGGGGACGGGGUGAGGGGGACCCGCAGCCAUGGCACAGAAAUCGGACUCCCGGGAUUCGGAUAACAGUUGGGUGCUGACGGGCACUGAGGGGCUGCCUGUGGACACGGUGGGGCCGGAGCGGGAUUCAGCCUCCCAUGAAGAUGAGGAGGAGGAAGGGGAGGAGGAAGACACCCCGGACGCGGGCACAGCUGAUGGCAGUGAGGAUGGAGCCGCCUCCCUGGGUGAAAAACAGCACCCUGAGGUCGGGGGUGCAGAGGGACGCUCGGAUCCCGGUGCCGGCACAGAGCUCCCUACAUCCGACCCUACAGAGCUCAGUGCCACGGACAGCUGGGAGCAGGAGAAGCACAACACUGAGCCGGGGCUGCGUGCUGAGGGUCGCACUGCAGAGCCGCUGCUGGAGGAGGGGAGCUGCACCAGCAGUGAUGAUGACGUGGAGGAGCUGCGGCGGCGGCAGGUCCACCACCAGCCCCCCGCUGGGACCCCCCCUCCUGCACCCAUCCCGCGCCGUGUGAUGCAGGAUGAAGGCAACGAGGAGGGGCUCAGUGCCAACAAACUGCUGCUGGGAGCGCUGGCGUUGGUGGCUGUGGCUCUGCUGAUCGUCUCCGGUGGUUUCUACGACGUGGCAGACGGUCCUGCGGAUGUGAUGAGCCACGACGCGACGGACAUGGAGCAGGAAGCGGUGCCCGACAACGGCAGUGACUCCCCACAGAAGCCCCCCCUGGACAGUGGGGACGUGCACAGCAUGCAGUCCAUGAGCGUGCUGCUGGACCGCCUGGCCAAGGAGAACCAGGACAUCCGCCUGAUGCAGGCUGAGCUGCAGGCCCACAAGGAAGAGCUGCAGGCACUGCUGCAACAAAGCGAAGGCGCAGCAGCAGCAGCUGGGGCACAGCAGCAGAGUUUGGCCAAGGAGAACGCCGAGCUCCGUGCAGCGCUGCAGCGCGAGGCCGAGGCACUGCGGGCUGCACGUGCUGAGCUGCAACGCCUGCAAGCCCGGGGGGGUCCCGGUGACCACCAACCUCACAAGGAGCAGCCCCACGAUCCCGGUGCUGCAGUGCAUGGGGAGGGGGCCCGGGAUGAGGCACGGAACCGUGGGCUGCUGGCAUCAGUGCGGCACGAGCUGGCAGCUGCCCUGCAGCGAGCGCGGGGUGCGGGGGGGCUGGAGGGGCUCAUGGAGGAGCUGAGGGUGCUGGAAGAGCGCCUGAGCCGGGAGCUGAGGGGGGGCGAGGGGGCUGAGGCAUUCCCUGGGCAUUGGAAGAAGGGGUUCAAGGCAGAAAAGAAGGAGAGGGGGUGGCACAAGCGGGACGGCCACCGUGAGCGGGGCAAAGCCCACAGGCACGGCUGGGAGCCCCACGGCAAGGAGCCCCACGGCAAGGAGCCCCACGGCAAAGAGCCCCACAGCAAAGAGCGCCAUGGCAAGGAGCAACACAGCAAGGAGCCCCGGCCCCACCGGGAGCACAGAGAGGGCAAAGCUGGGGGGAAGUGGUCCCAUGGCCCCCGAGACCACCAUGUGCCCCCCCUCAGCCAUUCCCGCCCCCCCCAGGGCUGCUCGGGGGUGACCGACUGCGCCCACAAAGAGGGCCGCGAGGCGCUGGGGGCUGCGCUGGAGCCCGUGCAGAAGGCGCAGUUCCUGCAGCUGCUGGAGGGUUUCAUGGGGCGGCUGGGCUGGGGGGGGCACUUCGGGGGGGUGGCGGAGCGGUUGGACGGUGCCUUUGGGGCCAACGGGGUCUUCGCCCACGACCGGAGGCGCUUCGUGGACUUCGUGGAGGAGGUGGAGGAGAUGCUGGAGGACGUGGCGCGGCGCGAGCACGGCGAUGAGGAGGCAGCCGAUGGCUUUGAGGAGUUCGUGCUGCAGCACUAUGCCGGCUCCGUUGGGAAGGAGCGCGGCCGCAAAACCUGGAGGCAGCACGGGGGAGGCAGAUAGAGCCGUGGGGGGUCCCUGCUGACCCCCUCCCCCCCCCCCCCUACACCACCACCAUGGGCUGUGUUUGGGGGUCCAGGGGCUGCCGUGUGCCCCCCCAACGCCCCUCUCCCCGAGUGAUGCACUGUGUGAUGAUGCUGCACUGCUGUAGAUACAAUAAAGUCACCGCUGGGCUGA